Bactrocera latifrons is the source of this 747-nucleotide messenger RNA. It is a transcript of the gene baf, whose product is annotated as barrier-to-autointegration factor. The record is from RefSeq and is a predicted model, not a curated record. The transcript is spliced from 2 exons. Bases 160 to 432 code for a protein of 90 amino acids. Lineage: Eukaryota; Metazoa; Arthropoda; Insecta; Diptera; Tephritidae. Gene Ontology annotation, molecular function: DNA binding.
CACUGGUUUAAAAUAUUUUUGUUGUGGCGUCAUUCCCAAUUCGUUUGGCAAAUGUGGUUGCAUUUUAUUGUUUUUCUCUAUUUUGUGCGUAACUCACAAUUUCGUCACUGAUAAAAACAAAUUGCCCAAACUAUAAUAAUAUAACAUAAAUAUAUAGAAAUGGCAGGGACAUCACAAAAAUAUAGAAAUUUUGUUGCUGAACCCAUGGGGGAUAAGUCUGUGACAGAAUUGGCAGGAAUUGGAGAAACGCUGGGAGGACGUCUUAUUGAGGCGGGAUUUGAUAAGGCUUAUACCGUAUUAGGUCAGUAUUUGAUAUUGAAAAAGGAUGAAGAAUUGUUCAAAGAUUGGAUGAAGGAAGUAUGUAAUGCGAGCUCAAAGCAGGCAUCGGAUUGCUACAACUGUCUGAACGAUUGGUGUGAAGAGUUCCUGUAAAUAUUGUAUGGUGACUUUGUCACGCUAUUUUAAUUAUUUAUAAUUAUGUUUGCGUUAGCGUGAGACCACACCUAGAAACAUUAUUAUUUAAAGAAUUUUUGUAUGAAUAUAAAUUUUAUAAGUAACAUCUAAAUGUAAUUUAUAACAAAGAAGAAAUGUCAUAACUAACGUAAGAUGUAUAGAAAGGUUUGUAAACCUAAAGAUUCUCUCAAAUAUUGCAUUUCAAUACUAAUUAGUGCAAUUGUUUUUUGCACCGAGUAAAUGUUUGUUCAACCGGUAUAAUAUAUAAAUAAAGAAAAUCAAGGUUUCGCUUUA